Mollisia scopiformis is the source of this 1096-nucleotide messenger RNA. RefSeq names its product gluconolactonase precursor. Bases 67 to 1062 code for a protein of 331 amino acids. The record is from RefSeq and is a predicted model, not a curated record. Lineage: Eukaryota; Fungi; Ascomycota; Leotiomycetes; Helotiales; Mollisiaceae. The transcript is spliced from 2 exons.
CGCCAACGCAACCUUUGCUACACACCACCUCACUACUUUCAACAUCUCAAUUUCUCAUGCCUAACAAUGCCCAACGAAAAAGCCUACUUCCUCACCCUCGAACCUACAUUCCAACAACUCCUCGGCACCGACGCCUCCAUCGUGCUUCUCCUCGAGUACGACGCUUAUCCGUUUGCACACGAAGCUGGGGUCUUCUUCGCCGACACCCACGAGCUUUUCAUCACCAGCAAUCGGUUUACACGCCAAGAUGAACCAUACAUUCAGAUUUCCAAAGUCUCCCUAGGAGAUGGCUCAAAGAAAGUGAGCCGCGAGGAGAUUCCCUCACUCGAUAUCCCUUUGGGGAACGGUGGCAUCAAUUAUCGGGAUGGGAUCCUGUUCUGCUCCCAAGGUUCAAUGACAAAACCAAGUGGACUGUACUGGAUGUCGCGGAAAGCGCCGUACAGUAGCAAAUUGCUCAUAUCAGACUUUUAUGGACGGCAGUUCAACUCAGUGAAUGAUGUCGUCGUUCACUCGGAUGGAAGCAUUUGGUUUACAGAUCCGAUUUAUGGUUAUGAGCAAGGCUAUCGACCGAAACCUGAUUUGCCAUGUCAGGUUUAUAGAUUUGAUCCCAAGAAUAAAAGCAUUAGGGCUAUUGCGGAUGGAUUUGGGAGGCCGAAUGGUAUUAGCUUUUCGCCUGAUGAGGAGAUCGUGUAUAUCACUGAUACGGACUGGAUUCAUGGAGAUGGAACGACAGAUGGUAUGAGGCCUUCAAGCAUCUAUGCCUUUGACGUCACACAUUACUCCGGACAACCCUUCUUGACAAACAGAAGGCUAUUCGCCAUGGCUGCAGACGGCAUCCCUGACGGUAUCAAAUGCGAUAUGGAAGGAAAUGUGUACAGUGGGUGUGGGGAUGGGAUCAAUGUGUGGAGUCCUGGUGGAGUGUUACUCGGCAUCAUCAAAAUCGAGGGAGGUGCAGCGAAUUUCUGUUUUGGCAAGGAAGGCGCGCUUUACAUCUUGAACGAGCAUAAGUUGUGGAAAGCCCAACUUUCCAAGUCGGUCCGAGGGGCUUUGCUAGAAAUAUAAACAGGCUACUGUGCUUGCCGAAUAAUUAACCCGA